Molecule: messenger RNA, 1855 nt
Organism: Trachymyrmex septentrionalis
Lineage: Eukaryota; Metazoa; Arthropoda; Insecta; Hymenoptera; Formicidae
Gene: Hpf1
Product: histone PARylation factor 1
Exons: 6
Coding region: 426-1598 (390 amino acids)
Biological process (GO): regulation of protein ADP-ribosylation; DNA damage response
Cellular component (GO): nucleus
Molecular function (GO): histone binding; poly-ADP-D-ribose binding
Source: RefSeq, a predicted model, not a curated record
UUUUGCAACGAGUGGAACGUUCAAGUUUUGAAGAACGCAAAAUUUAAAAGUAUGAAAAUUGCAGUUAAAAGAUCUAAUUUGUUUACUUUUACUGAAGCGCAACUAGAAAAAAAGAGUAUUUGUCACGCAUUUUCCUCAUAUGCAACGCAAUAAGUGUAGAAAGUACAACGUAGUGUAGCCAGAGAACAGACAUUUAAAUUUAAAGACAGAUAACCUCAACGGUGCAACUGUGUCACGACGCUGAAUUCCAGGCGUAUAAAGACGAUUCGCGAAUUCCUUGCCAGUAUGGUGCCAAGUGCUAUCAAAAAAAUCCGCAACAUCACAGCAAGUACAAACACCCGCCAAAAGGAGAAACGGUAAAGGAGAAAACUGAGAAGAUAAUUACUGGAGAAAAGAGAAAACAUCCUAUUAAAGAUGAUAAAAAAAUGCAAUCAAAAAGUCCACGAAGAAAAUUGCAGAAGACACUCGAGUCUUCUGAAAGAAAUUUACAUAGUUUUUUCUCAAAUCCAAAAAGAAAUGAUGUCAUUGUAGAUAACAAUAAAAAUGACAAUGAAACAUUUAAAGAGAAAACAGAAGCAUCAGAUAAGAAAAUAUCAUUGAAUGGACAUAAUUCAGUUAAUUCAAUCGAAAACGAUGCAACUGAGAAUACAUCAAUACCUAAUAUGGAUGUCAAAAGAAUUAUUAUGGAUCUAUUUAUGGUUGAGAUGCCGAAAGAUUUUUUUCAAUUUUAUGAAUUUUGUAAAAGCGUAUCAAAAGAUAAUCCUCUUUCGGCUUGUAAAUACGUUCGCUUGAAACUUGUGGGUCCAUAUGAUAUUCUGGAUGGUAAAAUAAACAUUUCUUCUAGUGAAAACGAUAAGGAAAAAUAUUUGAUACAUUGGAGAUAUUAUUACGAUCCUCCAGAAUUUCAGACUAUUGUGAAAUGUGAUGAUAAAGAAGGAUUACAUUAUGGUUACUGGCGAGAUGAUGCAGUAGAAAAACCAGUAUUUAUAGCAAAGAAUCGAGCAAAUGUGAAUAGCAUAUUUGAACCCGUUGCAGAAAAUAUAUUUGGUGCUGUCGAUGCUUAUUUGCAAAACAAAGUGAAAACGGCCAAUCCUUUCGAGAAAACCAGCAUAAUACGUUUGCAUUCGCAUCUGAAGAACUUUGCCAAACAGCACAAUAUAACUUUGGACAAAAAUACCGCAGAUAUGCGAGCGAGAGAGAAACGGGUUGUAACACGAACCUUUCAUAAAGCUGGUAUAGUCGUACCUUAUGAUAAGAAGACUCAAUUGGGUUACAGAGAUUUGGCAGUAACCGACAAUGAUUUGCAAAAGAUAUUGAAGCAGAUAGAGGAAGCUGAUACUCCGGAAGAUAGAAAAAUGCCGAUCACGAAGCUUGAUGAAAUUGUAAGGUUGGCGACGAUAGCCGCGGACGAAUGCGACUUCGGUACUUGCUUGGAACUGGGACACGAUCUCUUCUCGAACGGCGGCAUUCACGUACAAACUAGAGCUCUGCAAAUGCUAUCUAUCGCUUACACUCAUUUAAAAAGACCACAGCUAUUGAAAAUACUUGAAGCACAUUUGAAGAAUAGGAAGAAGGAUUGUGAAUUAAGUGUAAUUUAAAAAAAAAUACUUAAAGACGGUUAUACACACACACAUGUUGACUAUGAUCUUUCUAGAAACUGAUGUCAUGUUACAAACAAAAUAAACAAUAAGAUAACUAAAUAUAAGAUAACACUCGCGUGUAUUUAAGCAAAUGAAGAAAAAUCAAAAUUAUAAGCAAAAAAUGAAGUUAGAAAAGAACUAAUACAUUGAAGAUUACGAUUCCAAUUGCUUCCAUUCCAAUGGAAUGUGUAGGAGUGGCAAAUCCACAACUUUUA